Molecule: messenger RNA, 465 nt
Organism: Acaulospora morrowiae
Lineage: Eukaryota; Fungi; Glomeromycota; Glomeromycetes; Diversisporales; Acaulosporaceae
Source: the annotation of a GenBank genome assembly
GGUACAGAAAAGUAUCCUAGAGAAAAUGAAUACUCCGAGUAUCUGUCAAAACACAGUGGUUACGGCAAUGCUUAUACUGGAUUAAAUAACACCAAUUAUUACUUUGAGGUUGAUUAUAGGCAUUUAGAGGGAGCACUUGAUAGGUUUGCGCAGUUUUUCAUAGCACCUCUCUUUGAUUCAAGUUGCACUGACAGAGAGAUAAAUGCAGUAGAUUCUGAAAAUAAAAAGAAUCAACGAAAUGAUGGACGGAGGAUAUAUCAACUCGAGAAAAGCGUGUUGUCAAAUCCGGUUCAUCCGUACAGUCAAUUUGGUACCGGAAAUCUGAUUUCCUUAAGAGAAAAUCCACUUAAGGAAGGACUCGAUAUUAGGGAUGAACUCAUUCGGUGGCAUGAUAAGCAUUACACAGCUAAUUAUAUGAAAUUAGUUGUGCUUGGGCGUGAUUCAUUGGAUCAGUUGACACAAUGG